This is a messenger RNA of Diospyros lotus (date-plum), 747 nucleotides long. RefSeq lists its product as uncharacterized. Bases 84 to 476 code for a protein of 130 amino acids. The transcript has 2 exons. Gene Ontology annotation, molecular function: citrate transmembrane transporter activity. The record is from RefSeq and is a predicted model, not a curated record. NCBI's taxonomy places the organism in Eukaryota, Viridiplantae, Streptophyta, Magnoliopsida, Ericales, Ebenaceae.
CCUCCUCCCCCAACCCCCCCCCCCCUCUCUCUCUCUCUCUCUCUCUCUCUCUCAUUACUGUUUCCAGAAAUGGGAAUCAGGCAAUGGCUGAGAAUUCAGAAGCUAAUGGAAGCCAAGCAUCAGUGGCUUUGAAUGUCGGAGACGUCGGAGACAUGGAUCCCAAUGCAGAUUCCGGCUGCUUCUUUCCGUCGUCCUCGUUCCGUCCCCGAUUUACAAGGAGGUCCAGUGCAGUUUCCAUUGCUAUUUUCAACCAAGCUUCAAAAGUAACCAUAUUUCCACUUGUUAGUAUUACCACCUCUUUUGUUGCUGAAGAAGAUACUGUUGGACGGAUAAGAGAUUUAGCUUCCGAAGAAGAGAAUGUGGGAAAGACUUCAGCCCAAGAUAAUGAGAUGAAACAAUUGAUGCUGUGCUUGAUUUGGUUUUCGUUUGCGCUUUCUUUCGCGAAGAAUCAUGCAUCAUUUGGAAAUUGUUUCUGAUUUGGUUGUGUUUGAAUUGUUUUUUUCAUUUUGAAUGUGUUAGAUCAACUGUCAUCGUGGAUGAUGUCUACUGUGUUUUCAAGGGAGUGUUGGAGGUACUGUGUUUUCAAGGGAGAGAGACAAUGAAUGAAUGGGCUCUUUUAUGUAUGGUAUUUGUGUAGUAAAUGUGUUUCUGAAGAAAUUGUGCAAUAUGGGUUGACACUUCUGCGAGUACGUGAACCAAAAUGAUAAUAUAUGUGGUUGUGAUUAAUAAAGCGAUUAUUUUAUUGAA